Molecule: messenger RNA, 5567 nt
Organism: Athene cunicularia (burrowing owl)
Lineage: Eukaryota; Metazoa; Chordata; Aves; Strigiformes; Strigidae
Gene: ANO6
Product: anoctamin 6
Exons: 20
Coding region: 1-2655 (884 amino acids)
Biological process (GO): chloride transmembrane transport; calcium activated phosphatidylserine scrambling; calcium activated phosphatidylcholine scrambling
Cellular component (GO): plasma membrane
Molecular function (GO): chloride channel activity; protein dimerization activity
Source: RefSeq, a predicted model, not a curated record
AUGGUCUUGGAACUGAACCAGGUGAUUAUUCCAACUUACGGAACUGUGCCAGCUCAGCAAAACCUUAACACUCCUGAAUGGGCUGAUUUUGAUGAUAAGCCUGACUCCUUGUUCUUCAACGAUGGACAGCGAAGAAUUGACUUUGUUUUGGUGUAUGAAGAUGAAAGCAAAAAAAUUACUCAUAGGAGAAGUGAUCAUAAAAAGCAAAAGAGAAAGAGACAAGUAUAUGAAUCAAACCUGAUAAACAAUGGCUUGCAACUUGAAGCAACAAGAUCGGUUUUGGAUGAAAAACUUAUUUUUGUGAAAGUGCAUGCACCUUGGGAAGUGCUGUGCACAUACGCUGAGGUUAUGCACAUCAAAUUGCCUCUGCAACCCAAUGACCUGAAAACCCGAGACUCAGCUUUCAACUGGUUUAGCAAAUUCUUCAGAGUGAAUGAAAAUAUCAUCAAACCUGAGCAAGAGUUUUUCACUGCCCCUUUUCAAAUGGAACAUUUGUCCAACUUUUAUAUACAAGACAAAGUCACAUUUUUCAAUCCUGCAACUAGAAGCCGAAUUGUUCAUUUUAUCCUGUCCCGCGUGGAAUACGCAACCAAAAACAAUGUGAAGAAGUUUGGCAUUAACAAAUUACUGGACACUGGAAUCUACAAAGCAGCAUUUCCCCUGCAUGAUUCUAGUUUUAGGCACAUGUCAACUGAUCCCAACUGCCCAAGUGAACGAUAUCUUCUCUACAGAGAAUGGGCUCAUCCCAAAAACAUUUUCAAACUGCAACCCCUGGAUUUCAUCAGGAAGUACUAUGGAGAGAAAAUUGGAAUCUACUUUGCUUGGCUGGGCUUUUACACUAAUAUGCUGAUCGUGGCUGCAGUGGUAGGAGCUGGCUGUUUUUUGUAUGGAUGCCUGACAAAGAACAACUGCACAUGGAGCCAAGAAGUAUGUGAUCCCAACAUAGGAGGUAAUAUCAUAAUGUGCCCUCAGUGUGAUAAAGUAUGUACCUACUGGAACCUCACCAUCACUUGUGAAUCGUCCAAGAAACUCUGUAUAUUUGAUAGCUUUGGAACACUGGUGUUUGCAGUAUUUAUGGGAAUAUGGGUUACUUUGUUUUUGGAGUUCUGGAAGCGACGGCAGGCUGAACUAGAGUAUGAAUGGGACACAGUUGAGUACUUAGAGCAAGAAGAACAAGUUCGUCCAGAAUAUGAAGCUCAGUGCACUCAUGUGGUAAUGAAUGAAAUUACACAGCAAGAAGAACAUGUGCCAUACACUGCCUGUGGGAAGUGCAUACGGAUGACUUUCUGUACAAGUGCAGUCUUCUUCUGGAUUCUUUUGAUUAUUGCUUCAGUUAUUGGAAUCAUUGUCUACAGACUCUCAGUUUUCCUGGUGUUUUCUUCAACGUUGUCACAGCACAUUAAUGGAACGGAGGCAAUCCGCAAGUACCUGACUCCGCAGACAGCCACUUCAGUAACUGCUUCGUUCAUCAGCUUUAUAGUCAUUAUGGUUCUCAACGUCGUCUAUGAAAAAGUGGCAAUCCUGAUUACUGACUUUGAGCUUCCAAGGACACAGACUGAUUAUGAAAACAGUCUAACCACAAAGAUGUUCUUGUUCCAGUUUGUCAACUACUAUUCUUCAUGCUUCUACAUAGCCUUCUUUAAGGGGAAAUUUGUAGGUCACCCUGGAAAUCCAGUUUAUUGGCUGGGAAAGUAUCGCAAUGAAGAGUGUGAUCCAGGAGGAUGUCUCCUUGAACUCACAACUCAGCUUGCUAUCAUAGUAGGAGGUAAAGCAAUCUGGAACAACAUUCAAGAAGUGCUUCUUCCUUGGGUUAAGAAUCUAAUCGGAAGAUACUGUGCAGCUGCUAGAUCAGAAAAAGUUGUUCCACGCUGGGAACAGGACUACCACCUCCAGCCCAUUGGAAAACUUGGACUGUUUUAUGAGUAUCUUGAAAUGGUUAUACAGUUUGGCUUUGUCACUCUGUUUGUGGCGUCAUUCCCCCUGGCUCCUCUCUUGGCUCUUAUUAACAACAUGUUGGAAAUCCGGUUGGAUGCAUGGAAGCUGACGACCCAGUACAGGCGCAUGGUUCCACAGAAGGCACAAGACAUUGGUGCCUGGCAGCCCAUCAUGCAAGGCAUAGCCAUUCUGGCAGUGGUCACCAAUGCUAUGAUCAUUGCUUUUACAUCUGAUAUGAUUCCUCGCCUGGUUUAUUAUUGGUCCUUUUCAGUCCCUCCUUAUGGGAGUCACAGCAGUCACACUAUGAAAGGGUAUAUAAACAGUACACUUUCUGUCUUCAAUAUAUCAGACUUCAAGAAUGAAAGCAAGCCAUUUUCCCCUUGGUUUGGGAACAUAACAACAUGCAGAUACCGGGAUCUUCGCUACCCUCCUGGUGACCAACACCAAUAUGAGCAUAACAUAUACUACUGGCAUGUCAUUGCAGCCAAGCUGGCUUUCAUCAUUGUCAUGGAGCAUGUCAUAUACUUUGUGAAGUUUAUUAUUUCAUAUGUCAUUCCGGAUGUAUCACAAAAGACCAAGAGCAAGGUCAAACGAGAGAAGUACCUAACACAGAAACUCUUACAUGAGAACGAUCUCAAAGUUGUGAAAAAAACCAUGGGGAAAAUUGCCGACAAAAUUAUCAGAGGAAUAGACAGUACUUUCCAACCUAAAGCUGAAUAAGUACUUUUUAUAUGGAAUAAUAGUAUUUAGCCAACUAAUACCUGUCCAGAUAUUACCAAUAGCUAACCAAACGCUUCGGAUUAAUUCCCUUUACUAAAGAGUUUCUUGCAACUGUUACCUGCUCAUUUUAUGUAUUUCCCUUGGACAAAUGCAACCGCUGCAACUCAGAUAAGAGUUAUGCAUUUUUUAAACAGCUCUGGUAGGACAUAUUUUUUUAACAUGUAAAGAUAAAAAUUAUUUAUCAUCUUAAGACAAUGCAGAUUAAUUCUCAAAUACAUAGAAUGCUUUCCACAUUAUUUAGGCAUCAGCUAUUAGAUCUCUUGUUUGACUUGAAUAAAACCUUAAGAACAACGAUGAUUUCUUGUAAGAAUGCCAUCACAUCUUCUGAAGGAGUUUUGAUUACUUGAUAAUGCAAACCCCAACUAUAAAAUGAAGAGGAAAAGCCAAAACGUGAAGGAAAAAGAAGGAAAAUACAACUCAGAAUGAUGUUGUUAAGCCACUGGAAUUGACAUAGUAAGCGCUGUUGUGUGCUACACAGAAUUAGCUAUGCAUACUGAGACUUAAAUGGAUAACAACGUAUUUCAAUUAAUCAUGGACUUGGAUCACAAGAAGCAGCAGGACUGUAAGCCCAUCCUGUUCAUCAAUCUCUGUGUAAACAGAAUUGCCUUUGAAAUCAAUGCAUACAAACUGACUUUAUAGCACUCCAAGUGACUAGAAAACUCAGGCAUUUUAUCUUUCCCCAGUCAAUGUAUUUUCAUUUGUUCACUUGCCCAUUGUGCUCUGAAUGACCAUAGCCUUGAAGAUCUCCUACCUGUAACAGUAAUGAGUGUUCAAAAGUCUUUUCACGUACUAAAUCAAUACUUGUGGAGGGCUUUUUUGCAUUUCUCCAACACCAGAGGCACUGUACUCUUCCCUGAUAGACCAUGAAUCUAUUGAAACUGGAGAUUGGAAUAAACCAUUUAAUAUGCCUUAACCAUGUUAUGAAGCUUUAAAUAACUAGGAGGGAUGUUAGAGAUGUGGAUCCGUGCGCUAGAGCCAUCAGUCAUCUUCAAAUUAGGCUGCAGAUCUGCUUGGCUAUUUUGGCUCCAGCUGCAAACUGUUGGGAGUUAGGGAAUUACAGAUAAGCAUGUAUGUAGAGCUCUGCUUUGUGUCUGCAGCAGUGAUAUUCCAGAUUAUUAACUUGCUUUCUUUUUUGAACAGUUUUAGUGGACCAAUUUCUACUAAGUCUGAAAACAAAAAAAAAAAACUUGUUAAAAAAGCAAAAGUAUGCCUGUACUCUGUAAACCAGGUGAUUAUUCUUGUGUUUGUAAUGUCACACUCUUAAAUGUAAUAGAUAUGCAGAAUUUUUAGGCAGAUUAGAGAUAUAGCUUUUUAUUAAAGAUAUAGCUUUUUUGCAUAUUAAGAACUUCAUUUGCAGAAACUAAGUAGCAUUUAUAAGAUAUAUGUUAUCCCAUUAGUAAUCAGGAGGAAUCAAAAAUCUGAUUUUUGUAGCAAAAUUUCCAAAUAUUGACUUGUUCCUCAAGCCUGUCCUUUGAAACAGCAACAUUUAAACCAGGAGAGGUGGUAGCACAUGAGGGAAGUCCUUUCAUCAGUCAUGAUACACAAGCUUUCACUCAGCAACACUUUGUGUGAUUGCAUGGAAGAAUGUGAGAGGAAAGCUUGGUUCAGAAAUCAAGGAAAGAUUAAAGAAAGAGACUCACAGGUUCCAGAGAACCACUUCCAUUUCUGACACUGAAGGACUGAAGCUUAUUAUAAUGCCCAGAAAACUUUGUGUAGACACCACCUGAAGAGUAAAAAACACAGGACAGAAAAACAGACCAUAACAAUAAAUGACAGUCAACCAGAGCAGCGAUGGAACCAGUGCUUCUUUGCACAGGGAAUUACCCUUUGCCAAUUGUUUUGAUUUCAUCAGAAUAGUGACAAAUCUUUAAUUUACCAGGAAGCAAAUAUAAAUUGGGCAGACGGACAAACAGAAGUUUCUAAACAAGACAGAAUUUCUUAUCAAAAUAUAUCUCCUCAAUACUGAUUUGACCUUUUCCCUGGGUCACAGGAUGAUUGGGGAUGGAAGGGACUUCUGGAUGUCACCUGGUCCAAUCCCCUGCUCGGACAGAGCCAGCUGCCCAGGACCAUGCUCAGACAGCUUUUCAAUAUCUUCAAGGAUGGAGACCCCACAACCUUCCUGGGCAACCUGUGCCAGUGCUUGGUCACCCUCACAGUGAAAAAUUGUUUCUUGAUGUUCAGAGGGAAUGUCCUGUGUUUAAGUUUGUACCCAAUGCCUCUGGUCCUGUCACUACAUAGUAUACCAAACUUCAGUUUAAAACAAAUUUUUGUCAGAAAAAAACUAUUUAAUGGAACAAUUUUAGUGAAGUACUCAGACUUUCCUGUGCAAAAUUAGUUUGGUUACAAAGGCCAGUCAGAUUCUUUCAGACCUGGAGCUUUAGAAUUUAGUUUUGAUCUGGCCCUUCCCCAUCUGCAGUUGUGUUCAGCUGAGAGUUGCCAUUUUCAUACCCCCCAUCAGGAAUCACAGCGCCAGUGUGCCUUAAAUACCUUUUCACGUGCUGUGUUGGAAGGCUGGGGCAAGCAAGGAGACAUCCUGUGAUAAAGGAAAAAAGAAAUGCAGCACUAAAUGGGCCAUUUCAGGUAAUUAUUUGGUCUUAAGGAAGUAUUUAUGGCCCUCUUUGAGAGGCAAAGAGACUAGGAAAUAAAGAAAUUGAGUGCCUUGCCUGGGGUCAUAUUGUGAGUUGCAGACUUUAAGGCUGAUUUUUCAGGAGUGCCUGGUCAUCUGCUCCUUGUUUGGUUCCUGUGGCCUCUCUCAGUUGCCCCUUUUUACAUCAGUUGGCAGCAUCUCCUGAAGGGAAACUUGGCCCCCAAUGACACCGAGAGUUUAUGUUCAUUCCUUUAAAAUAAUUAUU